AACCAAGCUGAGCUUAGCUAACCAGGAAUUGCAUCGCUAACCAAGCUAAGCUAACCAAGAAGUGAAUUACUAACCAAGUUAAACUAACCAAUCUAAGCUUAGCUAACCAGGAAGUGACCCGCGAACCAAGCUAAACUAAGCUAAGCAGGAAGUGAAAAGUGACAGCAGCGUUGCGCCCCGUGCCUCCUCCCCUAAUCUACCGCCGACUUCCCUGUCACUUUUAGGAGCACUUCCACCGUCCGGAGGCGAGCUCGCUCACUUCCCACAGCCGUGUUGUGUCCUGGCGUGGGCCGCGGGAGGAAACAUUAGCAGCCGUGAAAGCAGAGUUAGCCGCUAUUUAGCUGUUCUUCUCUGCGCUCUCAAGUUUGUUGAAGCCAAUUUUGAAGAUGGCGACCAGCUCGGAGCGCAGUCCUCCUCCGUUCCCCGACUCGGAGGACCAAGACCUGCUGGACUCCGGGGACGUCGGAGGCCGAGGCAGCGACGAAGACGACGGGGACGACCUCUUCAUGAGUGUGAGCAACGCCUCACUUAGCGAGAUGGACGCCAAGCUGCAGUCUGGCGGCCAGCCCGGAGACGAUUUACUGACGCCUCCCAGUGACAUCGUCACCAGCAGCGAUCCCGUCAGCAGCCAAUCGGGAUCCAAAGCGGCGAGCGAGCCCUCUGACGAGUUUGUGGACCUCACAAAUAGUCCGGACGACUCGCUGGGGUCCGACAGCGCGGUGAUGGACGAUGAAGAAGCAUCCAGUGAAAUCCCUCUGAACGACGACUUUGUUGAUAUACUGGGAAGCGAAAUUGAAGAGCAGCGACAGGAAGCGGCAGGAGGAGAGGCGGAGACCACGCCGGGUGAAAUUGAGUUGACCGUAGAGCCAGCUGUAGAAGAUGCAGCGCCGCUUUUAGACAUCAGUGGUGAUUCACCAGCAAAUCCCACAUCGCAGCCACCUGGCAAAAUAGUGGACCCUUUGCUGGACUUCCUCGGAGACCCCGUGCCCGCCGUGGGCCUCAAGCAAAGCACCCCUGUCGUCGCCGACCUGUUCGAAGACGAGGGCAGCGACCUGUUUGCCGACCCACGGCAGACAAUACCCUCCAAGCUGCCUCAGAAGAGCCUCUUUGGCGAGCCGGACGACGAUCUGUUCACAGAGCCGCUGGGUGCCAAGCUGCCCACGAUGGACAAACCUCUCGCCCCAAAGGUUGCAAGUACCGGCAGUGGUAAAGUUGGUGGGCCGCUGUUGGCGAGCAGCAGCGGCGACAUUUUCACAGAGGAAGCAGUCGCCAAGCUCCCCAACAAGACCUCCCUCGUCAACACGGCGACUAACGGAGUCCACGAGGAAGAAAACCCAGACAUAUUUGCAGACGCCACAGUGGAGCUCUCUCUCGACAGUCCACGCAGCGAGAGAAAGAAGGACACCGCCUCCGCCACCAAACCUUCGACAUAUGCUGCUUCUUCCGUGUCGAACGCUGCCUGUGUGGCCAAGACUCAGGCGGACACUUUGGAGGAGUUGGAAGCAGAGGAGGAGGAAGACCAAUUCGACAUUGCCAUCUCUAUUACUGACCCAGAAAAAAUAGGUGAUGGGAUGAAUGCCUACAUGGCCUACAAAGUUUGCACUCAGACCACCAUGCCCAUGUUCCGCAACAAGACCUUCACGGUGAGGCGACGCUUCAGCGACUUCCUGGGCCUGUACGAGAAGCUGUCAGAGAAACACGGACCCAACGGCUUUAUCGUGCCUCCUCCGCCCGAGAAGAGCAUCCUGGGUAUGACCAAGGUGAAGGUGGGGAAGGAAGACUCAUCGUCUGCAGACUUUCUGGAAAGAAGAAGAGGUGCCCUGGAAAGGUACCUUCAGAGGGUGGUGACUCACCCUUCACUUCUCCAAGAUCCUGAUGUCAGAGAGUUCCUGGAGCGAGACGAAUUGCCCAGAGCCGUGAGCACGCAGGCUCUGAGCGGCGCCGGCUUCCUGAAAAUGAUCAACAAAGCGACAGACGCCGUCAGCAAGAUGACCAUCAAGAUGAAUGAGUCAGAUGUGUGGUUUGAGGAGAAGCUGCAGGAGGUGGAGUCUGCAGACCAGCAGUUCCGAAAGCUCCACGUUCUGGUGGAGUGUCUGGUCAUCCACAGGAAAGAGCUCUCCACGAACACAGCCAGCUUUGCCAAGAGCACCGCCAUGUUGGGCAGCGCCGAGGACAACACGGCGCUGUCCCGCGCCCUCUCGCAGCUGGCCGAGGUGGAGGACAAGAUGGAGCAGCUGCAUCAAGACCAGGCGGCCAACGACACCUUCCGCUUCGCCGAGCUCAUCGCUGAUUUCAUACGGCUGCUGGGCGCCGUCAGGGGCUCGUUUGACCACCGCAUGAAGGCGUGGCAGCGCUGGCAGGACGCACAGACCAUGCUGCAGAAGAAGCGUGAGACCGAAGCCAAACUUCAGUGGGCCAACAAGCCUGACAAGGUGCAGCAGGCAAAAGAAGAGAUCGCAGAGUGGGAAGCCAAGGUGACGCAAUACGAGCGAGACUUUGACAGAGUUUCUGCCACCGUGCGCAAGGAAGUGCUCCGCUUUGAGAAAGAAAAGGCGAAAAAUUUCAAAAGACAGAUCAUCAAAUAUCUGGAGAGUCUGCUCAAGUCCCAGCAACAGCUCAUGAAGUACUGGGAGGCCUUCUUACCUGAAGCGAAAGCAAUCGCCUGAGGAGGGCGCUACACUCAAUGCCUUUUAUUCUUCUUUUCCUUUUUUCACUCACACUUUACCUCCUGCCUUGUAAAAGCCAAGGACGAACGUGUGCUUUAAAGAAGACCCAAUCAAAACGCUUUCUUUCUCAAAUCGACAUAGAUGACUUAUUAUGAAGUGUAUAUUUUCCAUAUAAGCUUCCACAGAUAUUUUCUUAUUAGAGGUAUGAGCCAGUGUAAAAAAAAAAAAGACGUGGGGGUCAGGGGUGGGGAAAAAAUAGCUGGAAGUGUCGCCGUGGCACACUUUUGUUUACAUCACAGGGGACCCACACGGUGACGGUAGCCACCCCUUUCUCUCGCUCAUCGGUUCAAAAAGGGAUAAAGCCAAAAAAAUCUAUUUUCGAGCACUUCCUGCUGGAUAAAAUACUGAAGUAGCAGAUUUUGUUUUCUUUACUGCCAGUAGAUGUUGAGGCAUUAUAUCAUGGCUGUGUGUACAAUGGUGUCAUAGGUCAAGCUUGUACACUUGUGGUAAAAAAACACACUUCACAUAUCUGUGCCUUCUUGUGGACACCACUAGUCCACCUCAGAGACACUUUAGUCUUGCUUGCAAAUAAAGCAUGUUUUUUUUUUUACUGCAUAUUUUCUUUCAACUUUUUUAACAUGUUUUCCUUGAAUCUACUGUACAAAGGAAGGGAAAAAAACAAAAGGAUACAAUUGCUCAGAUAAAGUGAUACCUCUGAGGAAAAAGCAAUUUCCUGUAUACAAUCAGCGUGUAGCAUUGUCCAAUAUUGUCAUUUAAUAAUAAAACUACAAUCUUUUUCUCAUUAAA
Entelurus aequoreus (snake pipefish) is the source of this 3473-nucleotide messenger RNA. RefSeq names its product sorting nexin 1a (gene snx1a). NCBI's taxonomy places the organism in Eukaryota, Metazoa, Chordata, Actinopteri, Syngnathiformes, Syngnathidae. Gene Ontology annotation, biological process: intracellular protein transport; early endosome to Golgi transport. Gene Ontology annotation, molecular function: phosphatidylinositol binding. Gene Ontology annotation, cellular component: endosome membrane; endosome. The record is from RefSeq and is a predicted model, not a curated record. Bases 387 to 2666 code for a protein of 759 amino acids. The transcript is spliced from 15 exons.